This is a messenger RNA of Nanorana parkeri, 1365 nucleotides long. RefSeq names its product cytochrome P450 2C23-like. The coding region runs from base 1 to 1350 and encodes 449 amino acids. Gene Ontology annotation, cellular component: intracellular membrane-bounded organelle; cytoplasm. The record is from RefSeq and is a predicted model, not a curated record. The transcript is spliced from 8 exons. Gene Ontology annotation, molecular function: oxidoreductase activity, acting on paired donors, with incorporation or reduction of molecular oxygen, reduced flavin or flavoprotein as one donor, and incorporation of one atom of oxygen; heme binding; iron ion binding. Gene Ontology annotation, biological process: xenobiotic metabolic process. Lineage: Eukaryota; Metazoa; Chordata; Amphibia; Anura; Dicroglossidae.
AUGCAUUUACAAUAUCUACAGAUAUCCAAAAAGUAUGGUCCCGUCUGCACUGUAUACUUUGGUUCAAGGCCUACUAUUGUUGUUACUGGUUAUCAAGCCUUAAAGGAGGUGUUUACUGAUUAUGGCGACACCUUUCUGAACCGGGGAUCCAUGCCCGUGUUUGACCGUCUCUUCAAGUUUGAAGGCUUGUCUUUCAGCAAUGGAGAUACAUGGAGACAGUUGAGACAGUUUACCAUGCAGACUCUUAGAGAUUUUGGAAUGGGUAGAAAGAGUUUAGAAGACCCUAUCCUGGAGGAGGCACAUCAUAUUGUGAAACACUUCAGAAGCUUAAAAGAGGAGCCAUUUGAGCCCAGCACCACCUUGACCUGUGCCUCCUCCAAUAUUAUUGCUAAAAUAUUAACAGGGACUCGCUUUGGCUACAAUGACAAGGAGUGGAUGGAAAUCCUACGGAAGUCACAUAAAGCUUUUCAUAUUAUUUCAUCUGUUUGGGGCCAGCUGUAUGACCUUUUUCCAACAAUCAUGAACUGUUUACCAGGACCUCACAGAAACAUUUUCACUCUUCUUGCACCCCUUGAGGAUGAAUUGAUGAAGACCAUCAAACUUCACCAGGAGACUCUGGAUCCAGCCUGUCCUCGAGAUUACAUUGACUGUUUCCUCAUCAGGAUGAGACAGGAGGAAAAGAAUGUAGGUGUAAAAACACCCUUUACUGUAAUAAACCUGAAGGCUUCAAUCUAUGAUAUGUUCUUAGGCGGAACAGAAAGUACUGCGGUUACCGUAAACUAUGGAUACUUAAUACUGAUAAAGCAUCCCGAGCUACAAGAAAAGAUUCAUGAAGAGAUUGAUCAAGUGAUUGGCCAAGCCCGGGAACCUAGAGGAGAGGAUCGGAGCCAGAUGCCAUACAUGAAUGCUCUUGUUCAUGAGAUCCAGAGGUACAGUGACAUCUUUCCACUUGGUUUUGCCAGAGCCACCAGCAGAGACAUUACUUUCCAUGGUUACAACAUACCCAAGGGUACCAAUGUUUUUCCCAUGUUGACCACGGCAUUACGGGAUCCCGCACAUUUUGAAACUCCGGGGGAGUUCAACAUCAAACAUUUCUUGGAUGAAAAUGACAAAUUUAAGAAAAAUAAUGCAUUUUUACCAUUUGCUGCAGGAAAAAGAGCUUGCAUUGCGGAGAGUCUGGUGCGCUUACAGCUUUUCCUUUUCUUCACCAUUACCCUGCAAAAGUUCACCCUGAAAUCGAUGGUGGACCCCAAAGAUCUUGACAUCUCCCCCACAGAAAGUGGUAUUGAAAACGUCCCACCAGCCCGAAAGAUCAUCUUCAUUCCUCGCACAAUAGAGGGGGGAGCUUAAAGGAUUCUUAUAGUU